Molecule: messenger RNA, 3570 nt
Organism: Lachancea lanzarotensis
Lineage: Eukaryota; Fungi; Ascomycota; Saccharomycetes; Saccharomycetales; Saccharomycetaceae
Gene: UBP15
Product: LALA0S16e00298g1_1
Exons: 1
Coding region: 1-3570 (1189 amino acids)
Biological process (GO): protein deubiquitination; regulation of protein stability
Cellular component (GO): nucleus; cytosol
Molecular function (GO): protein binding; cysteine-type endopeptidase activity; cysteine-type deubiquitinase activity
Source: RefSeq, a predicted model, not a curated record
AUGACUGAAGAAGCGCCUGAAGACGCCACCGUUGGUAGUGUUGGUGAGCUUAUAGAGUUGGGCAAAUCGAUCGAUGAUGUUUUGCCGUCAAUCGAUCCAGAGGACGUAGAUUAUACAGGGGCCUUUACAUGGCACAUACCUGAUUGGAAUGUUCUAACCGAGGAGAAACACACUUCUCCCCGUUUUAGAAUCGGUGAUUUUGAAUGGAAUGUUCUUCUUUUCCCCCAAGGCAAUCAUAACCGAGGUUUGUCGAUGUAUCUGGAGCCUCAUCCCAAAGAAAUUUCAAAUGAAGAGGACAAAUCAGUGCAACCUGAAGACCCAGAUUGGCAUGUAUGUACGCAAUUCGCAAUCGGUGUUUCAAGGCCUGGCGAAGACGCCAAAUGCCAACUCUUCAAUGUAUCGCACCACAGAUUUUGUGCCACAGACACAGACUGGGGGUUUGCCACGUUUAUGGGGCUAGAAACGCUGAAAAAACGCACGUCCUCACGCAACUCGGGGUUCCUGGUAAACAAUCAGGUCAACAUAUCAGUUUUCGUGCGUACUUUGAAAGAUCCCACCGGAGUGUUGUGGCAUAACUUCCUGAACUACGACUCCAAAAAGCUUACUGGCUACAUAGGCUUCAAAAAUCAAGGUGCCACCUGCUAUUUGAACUCGCUGCUACAGUCAUAUUUCUUCACCAAGCUUUUCCGUAAGGUCGUUUACAAAAUCCCCACCGACAAAGAUUCUCCAAACGACAGCGUGGCGCUGGCUCUGCAGCGAUCUUUUUACCUUAUGCAAAAAGCUCAGGAUCCGCUGGAUACUUUAGAGUUGACUCGAUCGUUUGGCUGGGAUACUGGCGAGGCUUUUACACAGCAUGAUGUCCAAGAGCUGAACCGUAUUUUAAUGGACCGUUUAGAGACAAGAAUGAAGGGCACAGAAGUCGAGGGUGUGCUGAACGAGCUUUUCGUCGGUAAAAUGAAAAGCUAUAUCAGGUGUAUCAAUGUCAAGUACGAGUCUUCGCGAGUGGAAGACUUUUGGGAUAUACAGCUUAAUGUCAAAAACCUCAAAGGUGUCCAAGAAUCGUUCGCAAACUAUGUGGAAGUUGAGAUGAUGGACGGCGAAAAUCAGUAUGCCGCUCAGGACUUCGGUCUUCAAGAUGCUAAAAAGGGAGUUGUUUUCGAAAGUUUUCCUUCUGUGUUACAUUUGCAACUAAAGCGGUUUGAAUACGACUUCACUUACGACCAGUUGGUCAAAAUUAAUGAUAGAUACGAAUUCCCGGAAACAAUCGACUUGGCACCUUAUCUCGAUCCUGAUGUGAGCAAGCAACAUAGCAGUCCCUGCAUUUACAAUCUACACUGUGUGUUGGUGCAUUCCGGAGACAUCUCCGCUGGUCACUACUAUGCAAUGAUUAAGCCCAGUGUUGACGACCAGUGGUUUAGAUUUGACGAUGAUAAAGUUUGGAAAGUGACUAAAAAGCAGGCUUUCGAUGAAAACUUUGGGCACGAUGUGUUGCCUGACGAUAAGUUGAGAACCUUCACUCGAGAACAAUACCAAAAUUAUCUCAUUGCACGCCAAACGGGUGCCUAUAUGUUGGUUUAUGUGAGGAAGGACAUGGAAGACAAGGUUUUAGAAGAAGUUUCCGCCGGUGACGUACCUGAGCAUGUUGUCUCUAGUAUAGAGAAAGAUCUUCAAGAACGUGAGAAAAGGAGAAAAGAGCUUGAAGAAAUGCAUUUGUACACAAAAGUGCACGUUCAUUCAAUGAGUAAUUUUGUGAAUUAUCAGGGUUUUGAUUACUCUCCCAAUGAGAGGUCAAAACUUUAUAGCUCAGAGUUGAAUGCGCCAAAUGAGUAUGCGGUAUCGUUGCGCACUCUGAAAUCCUUGAAACUGAGAGACCUCAAAAGCGAGAUCACGAAAACUUUAAACCUUCCCCGGGCGUGCAGCAUAAACUUCUGGAUGAUGAGCUAUAGGAAGAAUUACACGUUGCGCCUCGAAACUGUCUUAAGUUCGGAGCUCGACAAUCUGACCUUGGAACAAGUAACGCACAAGAUGGGCAUUUCGCGAUCAACAUCGGUGGACAUUUUCGUGGAAGAGCCUUAUUUGGAGUUGAACUAUCUAGCCAAAACUGCGGCUGAUAAAAUGAUUGAAGAAACAAGAUUAACUACUGACGUCAUUGCUCAACUUCGCAGUGCCGCUAUGCAAGGGAAUUUACCCGAUUCAUCAUCCUAUCUGAAGUCCGACGAAGAAGGCAGCCAGAAAACGCUCAUUUUUCUCAAAGCUUUCGAUAGCAGCGUUCAUCGCUUACAAGGAUUUGGUCAUGUUUUAGUAAAUCAAGACGACGAAGUGUCCACAUUGUGCCAGUUACUGAAAAAGUUAUGCGCGGUAAAUUCGAAUGAAGAGUUCUUUGAAGAGUUUCAACCUGACGCAAUUGAACCAGUUGAUGACAAAAUGCAAUUUGUUGCCUCUGAGCUAGUAGACGGAGACAUUCUAGCAUUCACAUUAGCGGGCGACGUGAAAGGUACCGAACUUACAAUCUUAGACCACUACGAGUUCCUCAGAUACAGAAUCAAUAUUACGCUAACAAGGGUGGCGAAAAGUGAUGAAGAAUAUGCUAUUGUGGGUGACACUAAAGAGACGACUCAGUUGAGUAUCUGGAUUUCAGCACAAGCCACAUACGAAGAAUUUGCGAGCUUAAUAGCUAGCAAAACUGGGAUCAAUGCGUCAAAUCUGAGAGUCUUCGCAAUUUAUUCCAAUGGCCGCUUUGCUUUGAAGUCGAACUGCCGUAUAUCGGACUACCUGGUAAAAGAUUAUUCUCGAGAUUCUAUUCCCCCCUUCGAAUUUGAAGUUCUUUCAAUACCGCUCGAAGAAUUUGAACAGCUGAGAUCAAUAAAGUUCUAUUGGCUGAACGAUAGCUAUGUACAUUACCAGAGAUGCGAAUUCCGGGUACAAAACUCUUCUACGAUUGACGAGUUCAUAAUAAAACUUCAAAAGAAGCUUAACUUUGACGAUGACCAGAAAAAAAACGUUCUCCUGUGGACGAACUGUGACUUUAAAUUCCAAGGUAUUCUUUCAGGCGAUAACGUCUUUCAAGAACUGGCAGAGUCGUUUCUCUUUUUUGGUAGAGUGCUCCCGGAAGAACUUGCACUAGUCAACCAAUUAGAGAAUGCGUCAGCGGACAAUUUGGAUUUAAUGGACGAUACAGAGAGCGACAGCUUCGAUGUGGGAGUAGAGCAAACACCUGCUAUAAAUGGCAAAUUGGUGAUCGUCAUCCAGUACUUUAAGGAUUUGGACAACAGACAUGGCAUUUCAUUCCUUUUCAAUUUAGUGCCAGGCGAGAAUUUCUUAGAAACGCGAGACAGACUUCAUUCUAAAUUCGGGUUAGGGCGGAAGGAGUUCUCUAAAAUCAAGCUUGGAAUUACUGUAGGCUCCGAUACUGGCCUAACAUUCAAACCUCUGAGCGGGUUUACCGAUGAUGAGCUCCACGAGAUCGUCUUAUUCGACGUUUUAAACAAUUUAGAUUAUAUUUGCAUGGACCACCCAGACCGCACCAGGACCCAAGCGUAUCACGACAGACCAAUGGUCAUCAAAAACUAG